AUGGGUCGAUUCAACUCGGCGGUGGCCGAGGACUGCGUCACUGUCACGGAGAAGGCACUGAGGGGACGGCUGGGGAUUACAGUGGACCGUGCAGAAAUCUCUGACCGGACAGUAGAGUUCACCUUUGCUGCGAGCAAAGAUCAACUGGGUGAGGUAUCGGCUUCUCUCUUCAAGGAGUUGGUGCGGGCGGCUUGCGGAUCAGAGCAGGGGACGACGAAGGUUGGGGCAGUUGACGUCCUCGUCGAUUCCAGGAGGGAACUUCAACCGGUCCGCUUUGUAGAUGUGGUGCGCGUGCACAACUUUAGGUUUGAAGAGCUGCCGGACGACAGCUCCGCAAUAACUGCGGUGGCGGAGGCCACAUACUUUCGCUACCUGCUGAAGCACUCCGAUGCUCAGGCCUAUGCGGUGACGGAGUUUCCCAAAUGUUUGACCACCAAAGGUGGACUGCGGCGGGAUGUUGUUAUUGCGGGCUACGUGCUUUUCUCCCUCGCCUCAGAUGAGGACAAUGUGAUGAAGCUUCGCGUGUACGUUAAUAACAUUGACGAGGUUCUGGGCUCAAUGUGUACUUCCUCCUUUGCUAACACCGUCCUGCCGAAGUCGUGGGGCGAGCUUGAGCAGCUUGAGCCAAACCACGUUGUAGACUUGCUGGAGGACGCACAGCUGGCAAUAAAUGACUUUUGGACCGACAGUGCACAAGACACUCGGGCUCGUUCGCAGACCAUCUUUUUGAUGACGACGGUUGGCUCUGGGCUACGCGAGUACUUUUCCAAGAAGACCAUCGCGGCGGGAGGUAUCUUUAGCAGUAGCAAAGGUGUCACAGAGAUGGCUUUAAGCUGCUGUGAUGAUUGGGUGAACAUGUGCCAUAAGUUAACCACCAUUGACUGGGGCGCAGUGUGGGGUGGCCACUUUGAGGAUCCGCAGCUUCGAAUUGUGCGCGACCGGCUGCGUGUCGUCGCCUCUCUUCGUGACUUGGUUGACGAGAUUAUGGAGUUGCUGAUUACAUCUGGAGAGCCACAGUCUUUGCGCAGGGAGACGCUGUGGGAGGUGAUGGGGAACAUUGAUGUUUUUAAAACAACGCCCGCGGUGGAGGAGCAGUGGGAUGCCGGCCUGAACGCAUUUUACAGGCGUCUGGAGCCCAUUGAGCACCGAUGCGCCGCCGCCCUACGCGACUUUUUUGGCGAGCGCGGCAACUUGGCCCCGCAGACAAUUCUCAACGAGGUGGUGAAGUUCCGUCAGCUUAUUCGGCGUCAUAUUGUGGCGAAGGAGCUUGUGAGUGAGCGAGAGGCGCUCUUGGCAAAGUUGAAUGAUCGGCUAGAGAGCAUUCGUCUGGAGUUUGAGCACCGCGCAGAGAACACUGAAGAUGACUCCUUCCUUGAGGAGGAGGACCGUCGUUGCCAGACCGGACGUUUUAUGCCGGGUGUGGUGAACAAUAUGAUUUGGCUCCGUCAGCUCCGGGGCCGCGUGGAGGAGAUGAUUAACAUGUGCAAGUCACUGCUUCUGGACCUUCAGAAUGCCAAGGAAUUUGUCCAGGCGGCAGCCACCCUGCUAGAGGAGGUUAGCGACUACGAAACGGAGCUGCGUAAACACUGGACGAUGGAUGUGGAGGACCACAGUCACACCCUCAUGCUGGAUGCCAACGCACCACUGAUGGAGAUUGAUGGGAAUGGUCGUGUGGAGGUGAAUUACCCCGAACGGCUGGUGCAGCUUAUUAGAGAGGUACGCAUCUUUCGGGGCCUGGGCCUUCGCAUUAGUCGUGAAAUUCAGAAAAUGGUGGAUCAGGGCGUUCGUUUUUACCGAAAUGGCGUGUUGUUGAAGCAAAUUGCCAGCACCUACAAUUCCAUGACGAAUGACAUUAUUCCCUGUACGCGUGCCAUGCUGUUGGAACCGGCUUUGACCUUUGAGAACAUCAUCACCGCGAGCGGAGAUCGUCAGUUGACGUGGCGAAACAAAGAAGACGCGGAUCGAUUCAUUGAGAAACUGUCGAGGGCGUCCCAAUCGCUAACUGAUGACAACCGUCGUCUGCAUCGCCUGCACAAGGAGAUUGAGUUUAUUGUGGUGGAGCUCUUCAGCGUGGACCUACUGCGUUCACGUGAGCGGUGGAUGGGAAAGGUUCACGUCAUUCGGGAGAAAAUGGAGGCGUCUGGAUUUAAAAACAUGGAGGCGUGGAAGCUCUUUUGGGACGCGCAGCUCUACAAGGCCAUGGAGUACCAGUAUCAGCUGGGGCUGGAAAGCCUACACGAAUUUGUGACCGAGAUUAAGGCUGACAUUGUGUAUGAUCAAGAGACGGGUUUGGCCGCACUGCGACCCUCGCUGGAGGCUAUCCGUGGACAGUACUAUCAACGCAUCAAGGAUUUUAUGACAUUUCCGCUGCGAUUUCGGGGGUGCGGUGAAAACUUUUUUUUUAAAGAGAUGCCAGCACGCAACGAGCGUGGUAUCGUUGCUGUCAUGCAGCACGCCGCACAGCUUUUUAAGAAGAUUCAACAGGAAUUGAAACGCUUCAACCCUUUACUAGUCAUUGGGCAAUGUGGGAAAGAUGGAAAUCCAUCUCUUGAGACGAUUGUUGGGAUGGCCUUGACUGAGGUGCAGCACUGGGAACAAGGGAUACGCUUGCUUAAGCAAAAGGGCAAGGAAAUCAACGCAGAGGACCUCUUUAUUAAGUGUGGUUGCAUCACACUCUGUACAGCAGGUAUUAAGAGCACCGUUGAAGAUCAUCUGUACAAACUUGCUGAGGUGCUGCGUGUCACGCUUCGGCGCAGCGCCGAGAAACACCUGCAUCGAAUUGAAGUCUAUCUGGAUGCGGUGUCGGAGUCGUUAGACUCCAAGCUGACGAAGAUGGAUGAAAUUGGUGCGGCCAAUGCUCGCCACGUUUACCUGGCAGAACAGCGGCCGGCGAUGGAGGUUGAAUUCUACCACUUCUACAACAAAAACGUGCUGCUGCAAAGCAUGAGCAAUCAUGCAGGUCUUGAGUUUGCUAACACGCGGGAGCGGUGGGACGGUGUGAUGCGUCGCCUCGACACCUACGAGAGUGAGUUAGAGGAGCAGAUGAACCGUCUGAGGAGCGUGGUUGAGGAGUCGGCCAAGACGUGGCAGAAGAAACUGGAACGCUUUGCCAAUCAAUGGCAUGAGCUUAAACCAAAAACGGCGGAUUCACCCAAUGCCUUGCCGUUUGUGAAGGAGCGUCAGGAGCAAUGGGAGGCGCUGGAGGCAGAAGGUAAUGAGUGCGCGCAGCAGUGCAAGUACUUUCAGCUGGAGGAACCUGAUAUGGAGCCGCUACACGACCUUAAACGUGACAUUGAGGAAUAUGCGUUGUUGUGGAGCAUGGUGGGAGCUUUUCAUGAGGAAUUGACGGCAUUACAGGAUGAACCGUGGCUUGUGUUACAGGCGAAGCUGUACCGCUUUGACGACUUUGUGAAGGUUUGGCAUGAAAAACUAAAAGAAAUUCCCACGAAUCUAAUCACCGUUCAGAUUCGUACGCUUCUUGACUCCUGGAGCCGUUGUGCACUUCUUUUUAAGUUUGUUCGCGGCGACGGGUUUACGCCUGGGCACUGGGUGGAGCUGUUUCACCUGCUUGGAACCCCGAACGCCACACAAGACACGCUUAAGUUUGGCGACAUCCUGUCUUGUCACGAGAUGAUUGUGAAACGUGAGAUGGACCUGAGGGAGCUGCAUUCACGCGCUCAGGGGGAGGCGCAGAUUAGAGAGGCCCUCUAUGAUGUACGAUCGUGGGGAACGAAUGCCACCUUUACGCUAUGCCCUCACCCCGAACGUCCCGGCGUGAUGCUCAUUACGGAGUGGAAGGACACGCUCUCCGCCCUCAGCGACAACCGGGCGUUGCUGUUGAGUAUGAAGGAGUCUCCGUACUUUAGCAUCUUUGCCAGUGACGCCAACAAGUGGGAGGAGCGAUUGGCGUGCCUCGACGAGUACCUUCGCAGCAUGAACCAAAUUCAGCGCAAAUGGGUGUAUUUGGAACCUAUUUUUCGGCGUGGGGCGCUGCCACAGGAGCAGGAGCGGUUCGCGCGCAUUGAUAAGGAGUACCUGCAGGUGAUGAGCGCCAUUGCGAAGGACCGUCGUCUUGUCUCUCUAGCAUCCCACAAGGAACACAAGGAGGUACUGCGCAACGUUUUAGAGCAACUCGAUCGCUGCCAGCGGGCACUCAACCAGUACCUUGAGGCAAAGCGAGACAGUUUCCCUCGCUUUUACUUUAUUAGUGACGACGACCUACUUGAAAUUCUUGCCCAAAGCCGCAACCCGCUUGUAAUUCAAUCGCAUCUGAAGAAGCUUUUCAUGGGUAUCCACAGCGUCCGUUUUGACACUCAGAAGGAGCAUAUCUUGCAGAUUCAUUCACUGGAGGGAGAGACGGUGCCACUGGAGCAGCCAGUGCACAUCACGGAUGAGGUGGAGGAGUGGCUAUGUAAAUUAGAUGUUGAGAUGAAGGAUACACUUCGGGUACAGUUGGUGCGAUGCCUGGAAAAGCUGGACAUUGGUACGUAUCCCACGCAAAUUCUCUGCACCGCUGCCAUGCUUGACUUCACUAAAAAGACAGAAGCGGCUAUUCGUGAGGCGAGAGCGGGUGGUCUUGCCAAACACAAGGCAAACCUGCAGUCACAACUACGUGACUUAACUGUGUUUGCUGGUAGCAAUAGUGACGUGGUGAUGAGUCUAAAAUUGAAAUCGCUCAUUAUGGAUCUUAUUCACAACAUUGAAGUUGUGCAAACGCUCAUUCAGAACGGUGUUGUAAAAGCAACCGACUGGUUAUGGAGGAAACAACUGCGGUAUUACCUAGAUUACGAGAACAAGUGCGUCUUACGCAUGGUGGACGCGGAGUUUAAGUAUAGCUAUGAGUAUCAGGGCAAUGCCCCAAAGCUUGUACACACACCCCUAACUGACCGCUGCUACCUGACCCUGACACAGGGUAUGCAGCUGGGCUACGGCGGCAACCCCUACGGCCCCGCAGGCACGGGUAAAACGGAGUCCGUCAAAGCUCUUGGAAACGCAAUGGGACGGCAAGUGUUGGUAUUCAACUGUGAUGAGGGUAUCGAUUUUAAAUCGAUGGGCCGGAUUUUCACAGGCUUGGUUAAAUGUGGUGCCUGGGGCUGUUUUGACGAGUUUAACCGGCUGAAGGUAGACCAGCUGUCGGCGGUGUCGCAGAUGAUUCAGGUGAUUCAGGAGUCUCUCAAGAAUGGGGAGUCCCGCUGCAACUUGCUGGGGCGUGACAUUGACGUUGACCCCAAUGCUGGUAUAUUUGUGACAAUGAACCCUGCGGGGAAGCGUUACGGUGGGCGCAGCAAGCUCCCGGACAACCUCAAACAGUUGUUUCGCUCUGUCGCCAUGAGUGCUCCCGACAACGAACUCAUCAUGGAGACCAUACUAUUUAGUGAAGGAUUUGAGAAUGCCACGGAGUUGGCUAAGAGAACGGUGGAAAUAUUUAAGCUUGCCGCAGGUCUCUUGUCCCAACAGCAACACUACGAUUGGGGUCUCCGUGCGAUGAAGUCCGUGAUGCGGCUUGGGGGUUCCCUGAUUCAUCAGUACUUGAUGGACCGUGUUGGAGGCAAACUGCGGCCAACCCCGGAGGAGGUGUUGGAAAAGGAGUGUGAAAUUUUGAUUAAAUCGCUUCGCGUCAACACGCUCUCCAAACUCACCUUUGACGAUGCGAUUCUUUUUAAUAAUCUUGUUGCGGACGUUUUUCCAGGCGUCCCUAUCAAAGAAAUUGACUACGCUGAUCUGCAUCCCGCCAUUGUGGAGUCGGUGAAGGAGUUAAAGUUGCAGCUUGUGGAGUCGCAGGUACAAAAAAUUCUUCAACUGUACGAGGCUCUGAAGCAGCGUAUGGGAGUUGUGUUGGUUGGCCCUGGUGGUAGUGGGAAGAGUACACUCCUGCGUGUGCUUCGACGAGCGUUGCAGCGACUGGGGGUUUCUGUCCCGCUGUACGUGAUGAAUCCCAAGGCGAUGCCACGCACGCAGUUGCUGGGCCACAUGGACAAUGACACCCGUGAGUGGUUUGACGGCGUUCUCACAGAGGCGGCAAAGAAAGUUGUGAAGGAGGAGAAUGAUGUGCGUUCGUGGAUUGUCUGUGAUGGGGAUGUGGACCCAGAAUGGGUGGAAUCGCUAAACUCCGUGCUGGACGACAACAAACUUUUGACGAUGCCAAAUGGGGUACGCAUUCAGUUUGGCGAGAACGUGAACUUUUUGUUUGAGGCACACAGCCUUGCUUUUGCCUCCCCGGCUACGGUCUCGCGUAUGGGCAUCAUCUACCUUUCAGAAGAGGAUGUGAACCCGAAGACGAUGGUUGCUUCCUGGCUCCUGGAGCAACCCGAGGAGUCGCGCAAUGAGCUUCGGGGCUGGAUAGACGAGUUCUUCUACAGGGCGAUUAAUAAUCUCGUGGCGACCGGCAACCUCAUCGUUGAAACGACGCGCACAGGCCUUGUAGCCUCUGGCCUCAGCCAGCUGCAGCACUGCAGCAACAAGGCCCAGUUUACCCUGGCGCUCAUCUACGGACUUGGGUCGUACCUUCCCGAGGAGAAUCGUCGUGAGUACGCGAGGGAUAUUCACCACAUGACAGGAGAGCGUGCGUUGAAUGUAAAGAAUCCUCUGGACAUCUGCUACGAUCCUCAGCAUGGCUGCUACAGAAGUUUUGAAUUCCAGCCUGCAUUUGACCUCACGGUGGAGGACCUUUACCGGCACCCGAUGAUUGCCACUGUUGAGUGUCAGCGCAAUAUGGAAAUCAUGCGGGCGUGGACGAAGCCGCUCCGUCCUGGUGUGUAUCGUCCCUUUAUCCUUGUUGGUCCAGAGGGCUGUGGUAAGACGAUGUUGCUUACCAAUUUAUUUGCGGGGAUCGUUAACACCCGUGUGGCGACGGUGAACUGCUCAGCUCAGACGGAGGGUAUUCACCUCAUUCAAAAAUUAAAGCAAACGUGUCAAAUGUUUAAUACUAACCAAGGACGCGUGCUGCGACCGAAGGAUGCGGAACGUCUUGUAUUACUGUUGAAGGACAUGAAUCUGCCCAAGCCUGACAAGUACGGAACGGUGCAGCUGCAUUCCCUGCUGCAGCAAAUUAUCCUCUACAGUGGUUUUUACGAUACUGAUCUGGAGUGGAUAACCGUCGAGCGUGUGCAAAUUGUUGGUAGCAUGAAUCCGCCUGGUAGCAUGGGUCGGUAUCCCGUUGCACCGCGUUUUCUUGCCAUUGUAUCGGUGCUUUGCAUGUCGUAUCCUUCUCGGGAAUCUAUGCAGACCAUUUACACUGAGUUUUUAAACAUUAUGAUUCAAAGCCACAGGCUUAAGUUUGAGCUGCCUAGAAAAGGUGCGUCCGAUAUUGCACGCAUCAUGACAACGGUUUACGAGAUUACUGCCACUCGCUGUACGGUGGACAUGGCCUCGCAUUACAUCUUUAGCCCACGCGACGUCACGACGUGGGCGCUGAAUUUACUCAACUACAACUCAGUAGAUAUCCCAGACGCCAUUGGCUACGAGGGACGUCGCAUUUUUGUAGACCGCCUCAUUUCCCCUGAGGAGCGGACAAAGUAUGCCAAGUUGAUUUACGACAAUUUGCUCUUUCUGGUUGGACACCGAUCGGGGAUCACUGAAAAGGAGACGAUUUACUACGUUUCCUGGAUGGAUGCCACCGCGUCAAGGGUAAAAAAACUCUUCUCAACAAGCAUGGAAGAUCUUAGGACCUCGGCGGGUCAGAUGCUUCUGACUUACUCUAGAGAGUUUACUGAGUUGGAUGUGCAACUGAUUCCGGAGGUCUGUGCCUGGAUUGCGCGCGUGGAUCGUGUGUUGUCGCAGGAACGGGGAAAUUUGCUGCUUGUUGGACGCUCCGGCAUGUGCGAUAGGGCCAUUAUUCGCCUGGUCGCCUACAGUCUCCGUAUGGAGGUGAUGACCUUGUCGAUUACGCGGGAAUACGGGAUGAAGCAGUUUAACGCGGAGCUUAAGUCCGUGCUAUGUAAGGUUGGUAUUGAGUGUCAGCAUGUUGUGCUGCUGCUGGAAGAUCACCAUUUUAGUCAUAACCCGCUCUUCUUGGAAUGCGUCAACUCGUUGCUCUCGUCAGGCGAGAUUCCUGGCUUGUUUACACAGGAGGAGCAGGACGCUCUACUUGGUCCGCUGCGAGAGGAGGCGCUUGGGGAAGGCAUGAGCCCGUACGCCUACUUUGUGGAUCGCAUUACCCGCAUGCUGCACGUGUGUGUUGUGAUGGACCCGACAAACCCAAACUACGAGCUGCGGUGCCGCUCCAAUCCUGCCCUUUUCACCCACUGCAACGUCUACUGGAUGGGAACUUGGUACAGCGACAGCCUUAAGUUGAUCCCGCGACUGAUGAUGCCUGACGUCUACAAGGCGCUUGACUCCCGUGAGGACAGGAAAGACUUUAGCCUUACAACAGAGAUUGUGCACGUCCACCGCGGCUUUGCAGAGAAGUUUUCCCCGCAGCACUUUAAAAUCCUCUGUCUCACAUACCAACGCAUCUUCAACGAGAAGAGCAGUGCCAUAGCGGAGGGUCUUGCUCGUUUGCAUUCUGGCGUCUCAAAGCUGGACGAGGCGAAGGAGAAUGUGGAUCAAAUUGCUACGGACGUGGCGGAGAAGAAGAUACAGAUGGAGGCCAAGCAGCGGGAGGCGGACGAGGCUCUGCAGCAGAUUCAGGCAAAUAUGGAGGAGGCCGGGGAUCAGAAGAAAAACAUCCAAAACAUUCAGAAGAGCCUGGAGAAGGAGCAGAGCGCUAUUGAGGAACGCAAACGCGUGAUCGAGGAACGUCUCAACAGUAUUCAACCAACGCUGGAUGCCGCCCUCUCCUCGGUGCGCACCAUUCGCCCGGAACACCUCUCCGAGCUGAAGUCGAUGAAGCAGCCCCCUGCUGUCGUUCAGGAUGUACUGGAGGGGGUCGUUAUUCUUAUUGCGGGCAAUUCUGUGCCGGAAAUCAACUGGGCGGCCAUUCGCAAAGUCCUCGCCGGCGACAUCAAGAAUGACAUUCUCAAUCUUGACCUCAAUAACGUGAACGAGAUGUCCCGUGGGAAGCUGGAGCGUUUUAUUCAAGUUCACGAGAACUCCUUCCGGCGCGAUGUAAUUGGCCGCGCCUCAAAAGCUGCCGCACCCAUGGCAGAAUGGCUCAAGGCUGUGGUGGAAUACAGCAAAGUGCUUCAGACGGUGGCCCCCAUGCGAGAUGAGCUUCAGGGCUACGAAGCUAACCUGCGUAGUGGCAACGAGAAAAAGAAGAAGUAUGAGGUGAAACUCUCCAGAGUGGAGGAACACGUGGAGGAGCUCAAGAAAAGUUUUGGGGAGAAGACGACGGAGGCGGAACGGUUAAAAGAGAGUUUAGAGCAGGCGGAGCGUUUGUACCAGAGUGCACACGACCUUCUUUCGAAGCUUGCGAAUGAACAUGCCAGAUGGGCGACGCAAAGUAAAGCCAUUCAAGCUGACCAAUAUCUGCUUCCAAAGCGUUGCCUGCUCGCGGCGGCGUUUGUACUGUACCUGGGCAACGAGGCGGAGGAUGUUCGACGACGCACAUUGGAUGGGUGGAAGGAACGCAUAGGACAACUCGAGGAUUUUAACUUUUUUACCUUCCUACGGCCAGAGAGCAUGCAGCUACGCUAUAAGGCAGAAGGGCUCCCCGGUGACGAACUUUCAAUGGACAAUGCUGUCAUCAUGCAGGAGCAGGUGACCACGCCACUUAUCAUUGAUAGCUCUGACCAGGCUGUCAGCUGGCUGUUAAGUAAUCUAAAGGGGCGCGGGAUCACCGUGGAUGUUUGCAGCGUCUCCGAUGAGCAUCUUGUGUCGGCGCUGGAGUUGGCCCUUCGCUUUGGUAAAAGUUUUGUUAUUACGGAUGUGGACCACAUUGAUUCCUUUAUGUAUCCACUAUUUCGCAGGGAGCUGCGAACGGAAGGUUCGAAGCGGGUUAUUCAAAUUGGUGAUCGUCGCACCGUAGACUACAGUGAUGGGUUUCAGCUUUACCUUGUGACACCUUCCACGGACCUUCGAAUUCCGCCAGAUGUGCUGAGCUACUUGACUCCAAUCAACUUCUCCAUUACGCUAAGCGGGCUCGAGGGACAGUUUCUGGGGACAACCAUCCAGCACGAGCAGCCGGAGCUAGAGAAGGAGAAGCUGGAGGUGCUUCAGAAGGAGGAGAAGCUGAAGCUGCAGCUAUCGAGCCUGGAGGAGGCGCUGUUGAACGACCUGGCCAACUCCAAGGGGUCAUUGCUGGAGAAUAAGACAUUGAUUGACUCUCUCAAUGAAAUCAAGACACAGGCUGCCGAGAUAAGUGAGGCGCUUGAAAAGUCUAAGGCGGUGCAGGAGGAGAUUGAUACGAAGCGCAACGUCUACCGGCCGUUUGCCACAACCUCCAGUCAAGCCUUCUUUAUUGUAAAGAGUCUUAAGGGCCUAUCCCACAUGUAUCAGUUCUCCUUUAACUUUUUUAUGGGGAUAUUUCGUGAGACGCUGCAACGACACGCCGAGGAUCACACCGAUGCGGAUACCAAAAUUAAGGCGUUAACGACCACGUUUGUUCGUCUUGUUGUUUACUCCGUGUCCAUUUCCCUGCUUAAGGAGCACCGUCCAAUUUUUGGUAUCUAUCUCGCCCGCUCCUUACACCCAGAGGAGUGCACACCUGCUGAGUGGGAUUUCUUUCUUGACAGGGCAAUUGCUCCUGAGGCGGAGAAGAAGGAGGUUCAGAUUCCCAGUUGGGUGCUUCCUGACAGCCGUGACCUGUUCCGCUCCUUUGUUGUACUUUUCCGUGAUCUGGUGCCUAAAAUGAAUCUCCACGAGGCGGAUGUGUGGCUGCAGUGGAUGCGGUCGACGACGCCGGAGACGGCGUACCCAGACUUCCUUAUGAAGCUGACACAAUUUCAGCGUCUUCUUGUCGUUAAGACGCUUCGUGGUGAUCGCCUAAUUGCAGCUGUGAGCAGAGUUGCAUGCAAGCUGCUUUCUGUGAAGUCAUGGGGGGAUAACAGGACACUCGCCUCCUUUAUUAGGCGUACGGAGGCGAGUACACCCGUACUGUUGAUCACAACUGCGGGCGCUGAUCCAUCGCAAAGUCUUCAAGACCUUGCCUACCAUCAAGUUGGGCGUGAGCGGUUUCAUCAAAUUGCGAUGGGUGGUGGCCAGACGGAUGAGGCAAUUCGGCUUCUUCGGGUUUGCGCCGAGAAGGGCGAUUGGCUGUUCCUCAAGAAUCUGCACCUCGUGAUUCCAUGGGUGUCAGUGCUGCAGAAGGAGUUUAACCUGCUCACCCCGGAUCCGGGCUUUCGACUGUUUCUCACAAGCGAAUCACACGAUGAAUUUCCCUCCAUACUUCUUUCCCAGAGCCUCAAAAUUACCCUUGAGGCCCCGCCUGGUGUUCAACAAAAUCUCUUGCACACCUAUAAAGAAUGGGAGGGUGUCGCCUUGGAGUUGAAGGAAACCCAUCAAAAGGAACUUCUUUUUAUUACCGCUUCAUUUCAUGCCAUUGUGCAGGAGCGGCUCUCCUACGUCCCACAGGGAUGGUCAAAGGUGUAUGAAGUGACCCCCGCCGAUCUCAAGUCCGCUGCUGACAUUGUUUUGCAGCAAACAAAAGCGGAAAUCGACUGGAGGGCUAUUCGAGGCAUCUUGGAGAAUGCCAUCUAUGGUGCUCGUAUGGAGAGUGAAUUUGACCUGCGUAUUCUGCAGGAGUAUACCCGGCACUUCUUUGACCCUGCUGUGCUUGCGGGUGCGAAACAGCAGCGAAGUCUUUUUGCCACGCUGCGGGUGCCGGGAACAGGAAAUCACGUAGACUACGUUCAAGCUAUUUCAGGCCUUCCUGAAAGUGACGUACCGUCCCUUUUUUCACUUCCACCAAACGCCGAUCGUGUUGUGCAACUUUCGAAGGUGCGACAGUUGACGGACGAUCUUCAGCACCUCAAUGAGAUGAAGGCGUCGUCAUCCUUCUCUCGAGAGGAGUGGACAAGCCAGCUGAUGCCGGUGCUGCAGGCAUGGGCUGAAUUGACCCAGCCCCAUUCCAAUCUUUUGACGCUUUCAGCAAUGGAGCCGGCCGAGGCCACGCCCAUUGUUGGGUUUUUGACGGCUGAAAUGGCCUCCUCCCUGCGUCUGGUGUCCUUGGUGGAUGAAUCCAUUGGCGACCUACGCAAGGUGGCGGAAGGUACGGCGCUGCUGAAGGAGGACCGUCGUGCUGAGGCCGCGGCCAUGAUCGCCGGAGAGGUGCCAUCACACUGGGAUGGUUACUUUCACGGUUCCCCGCGCAUUUUGCCAUGGCUACAGUCUCUUCUUCGCCGCGCCACUACAAUUGUGCAGUGGCGCCAAUGGCGAUGA
This is a messenger RNA of Trypanosoma rangeli, 12258 nucleotides long. RefSeq names its product cytoplasmic dynein 2 heavy chain 1 isoform X1. Gene Ontology annotation, molecular function: ATP hydrolysis activity; ATP binding; minus-end-directed microtubule motor activity. Gene Ontology annotation, biological process: microtubule-based movement. The transcript has a single exon. NCBI's taxonomy places the organism in Eukaryota, Euglenozoa, Kinetoplastea, Trypanosomatida, Trypanosomatidae. The coding region runs from base 1 to 12258 and encodes 4085 amino acids. The record is from RefSeq and is a predicted model, not a curated record. Gene Ontology annotation, cellular component: dynein complex.